GUUGGAAGCAUGUUAUCAGAAACUGAAGACGAACUGAAGGGGAGACAGAGCCAGGAGGUAAAGUCAUUCCUGUUGGAUCUUUACCAGUUCAUGAGGGAGAGGGCCACUCCCAUUGAGAAGAUCCCACAUCUUGGAUUUAAACAGAUUGACCUCUGGCUUCUCUAUCAGACUGUACAAGACUUGGGAGGCUAUGAAGAGGUCACUGCCAAACAACUUUGGAAACUCGUGUACAAUAAACUUGGAGGAAACCCCCGGAGCACCAGUGCUGCUACCUGCACCAGAAGACAUUAUGAAAAGUUACUUUUACCUUAUGAGUGCCAUGUACAUGGCAAAGCAGAUAAGCCAUUAGUUCUUACAAAACUUCCUAAACGUCCAAAAAGAGGUCUUUAUAAUGAAAAUAUUGCCAACAUACCUUCUGAUAUGAAGAAAACCAGAACAGAGGAGAUUUCUCAUAAGGUGAGUCUAGAAUCAGCAGCAAACAGUCAGCAGCGGUAUGCAAACAACACAGACACUGAAAAUCACAUCCUUCGGCUCACUGAUUACCAAAGAUGGCAAGAUAAGAUAGCAACUUCUGUAAGGCCUAACUCCCUUAUAUCAAAUGCUUCAGCCAUGUGGGACACAUCCAGAUUAAAGCAGAGUACCUCAUCACAAUUUGCAGUAGUGUAUCCAAAGGACAUGCAGGACAGCAGGCCCCUGCAGGAGUUGGAGCUGCUGAGACAUCUGGCGAGAGAGUACUCCUCGUCUGCAAGGCAGGAUGAGCCAUUAAAUCUCAGCGUCAAAGAAAAAUGCUCCCCACCAACAGCAGUCCAAGAUUCUGUCAGUGACUCUGCCAAUGCACAGUGUACAAAAGCCCCUAAGUUUUUAAAUCAGGUUUCACCUCUUUAUGCCCCCAAGGGUUUGAUGAACUUAUCUAACAAAGUAAAAACGAACAUUUCCUUAGAAAAAAUUGAGCUAAUGAAAAAUACGAAGGAAGUGCAAACUGCAGGGGUUCAACAUCCGUUAAUGACAUUCACUGCAGAUUAUUUCAUGCCAAGUUGCUCUGUGAAAGAAACAGCUAGUAGCCCACCUGUCAACAAACAUGUAAACAAGUUAAUAGUGUCAUGUCAGAACAGCGUUAUGGAUGAAGAGCAAGUCCAGCUAACAACUUCUUGCUCUUGCUCAAGAACUCAGUCUUUAGAGGAUCAAAAUGACAACUCUUGCUGUAGUACUGCAGUCAAGACUGCAGAUGAUAAUCUACAGAGCCCUCUCAGCUCAUCAACUGAAAAACCAUCACAUCCUGUUGACCUAAGUAAAAAAUAUAAUAAUAUCAAAAUAAUUCAUUCUGGAGACCCAAACAUAAGUUAUUCUGCUUUAGAGGACUGGUACCAGUUCAAAAAAAAGUACUACAAUUUAAAUACUCCUAUAGGUCCCCUCAUGCCUAACGAAAGGGAACAGGAAUCUAAUGAGCAUGUCACACAAAACAAGGAACUUUGGCAUAGGAGGAAUGGACAUAUCCUAUCCACAGAUGAAGUCAAUGAUCUCAGAAAGUCAGCUGACAUCAGUAAAUGUGAACCAAACCUAUAUGCUGUAAACUCACAGGGCCCAAGAGGUCAUUCAGAUGAGACAAGCAAAACAAUUUAUCCAAUAAAGCCUACCCCAGAGUUUCCAUUCCGAAGCAAACCAUUGACUCAUUUCACCUGCAACAGUCAUCAAGGUGCUGUCAUUGGAAAAAGGGAUCUGGUGUCCUUUGGAUCAAAUGUGCAUCAGCAGCCCAAUAUCUCUCCCAGUUCUUUACAGGCAGAAGGGAUUCAAUUUACUGAGAAUUGUAGAAGUGAACAGAAUCAGCUACUAAAUGCAAGAAUUGCCACACAUAGCAUGAAGGAACUAUUUGCUUCAUCUACUUCCCAAAGUGUUUACCUUGCCCAGGAAAUCCCAAAAAAUACUUUCCAACAGAAGUACAGAACAGAGCUGGAAUCAGGCUGUUGUUCAGAAGAAUUCUGCCCCUUGGUGAUGCGGCAGCUGUCUCAUGUUCAGGAGACAAAUGAGUCAUCUAAAGAAAUGUUGUAUCCGACAAAUUUUUCUCUGAAGCACAUUCCCAGGGAAAGUCACUCCGCACAUAGGACAGCUGAACUGCCUAUAAGCAGACAACAGAUAAAUCAUAUACCUCCACAUAUCAACCACAAGUGCUCAAGUCAGCUUCAAAGCAUGCUGAAUCCAUCCUUUCUUCUCUCUCUGCCUCAGGAUGAGCUUGUGAAACUACAGAGACUCAUAGCUAGUCUGCCUGUAGACUCCUCCUAUAAUUUUUCACAGCAGACUGCAAAGUUAUAACUACCUCUAAAUAAUCCUGCAGAUGAGCCAGACAUUACACAUUUGUCCUAGAGAGGACAGCAUGGUCUUUUAUGGUUUUCCAAAAUGGGGAUUUCUCAUUCAUUUGACAUAUUUGUAUGAACUUGUUUAGCAAAAUACAUCAAAGAAAGUCACUGUUACAAAUGAGGAAGUGAAGUCACUCUACAUCCUGUUAGGAACAAGCAUCCCUAGUAUAUUAGCUCCAAGCCUUCAGUUAACAUCAGUCAUGGCUUCCAUAUACAAACAGCAAUUGUGCAGAAAAUGUGAAAAUACUGGGUAGCCAUUUAUUUUACACUGCUAAAUAUAGUUAAUGCAAUUAUGCAUGGGUAAAAUGGAUGGUGAAAGUUUGUUCUGUGACCUGAUCUCUCAGUAUAUUUUGUAUAUCAAAUGGCUAGAGUACAGAAGUAGAUUCAGUCAGCUAUUAACUUUUAGAGGUACAUAAUUGUGAUGAUAUUUUUAUAAUUUAGCAAUACAAUACAUUUUAUUUUGGGAACUACAUUAACUCUGAAGCUUCAGUCAUUCCAAACUUCUGGAACAGAGAUUAAUAAAUAGUUAUAUUAUCUGCUUGUUACGGUUUAAUCAUGUGAUGCAAACUUUGAAGGUUAGAGCUGUCCAAAAAACCUUAGACCAAAUAAAUAUUGACACUAAGAAUAUACUUUAAUGCAAGUACUUUUGUCCAAUGAUUUCACUUAUAAACACCAAUAAUGAGGCAAAUAGAACAAAUGAAAGAAAAGGGCAUGAUUACAUCAGAUGCAGAGAUGAAGUGAGGCAGGCUUCAGGAAAUAAAUUAGAUACUUUGUAAUGCAAAUAUGU
Messenger RNA from Protopterus annectens (West African lungfish), 3138 nucleotides. RefSeq lists its product as uncharacterized. The coding region runs from base 10 to 2307 and encodes 765 amino acids. Lineage: Eukaryota; Metazoa; Chordata; Ceratodontiformes; Protopteridae. Gene Ontology annotation, cellular component: nucleus. Gene Ontology annotation, biological process: regulation of transcription by RNA polymerase II. Gene Ontology annotation, molecular function: transcription cis-regulatory region binding. The record is from RefSeq and is a predicted model, not a curated record. The transcript is spliced from 5 exons.